Molecule: messenger RNA, 2643 nt
Organism: Suncus etruscus (white-toothed pygmy shrew)
Lineage: Eukaryota; Metazoa; Chordata; Mammalia; Eulipotyphla; Soricidae
Gene: SLC16A2
Product: solute carrier family 16 member 2
Exons: 6
Coding region: 129-1748 (539 amino acids)
Biological process (GO): transmembrane transport
Molecular function (GO): thyroid hormone transmembrane transporter activity; monocarboxylic acid transmembrane transporter activity
Source: RefSeq, a predicted model, not a curated record
GAGGAGGAGGCAGCGAUAGCAGCAGCACUUAGGGCCGCCGCCGCCGCCUGCUACAGCAGCAGCCUCGGAAACAAGUACCAGUUACACAAGGGCGCCUCUGGCCAAGCGGCCACAGUUCCCUGGUCACGAUGGCGCUACAAAGCCAGGCGAGCGUGGAAACCGAGGGGCCCUGGCAGGAGGUAGACCAGGAACGGCAUGAGCUGGUGGGGAGCCCCGAGCCUGAGCCGGAGCCGGAGCCCGAGCCCGAGCCCGAGCCGGUGCCCGUGCCUCAGCCCGAGCCCCAGCCUGAGCCUCAGCCCCUUCCAGACCCUGCAACCCUGCCAGAGCUGGAGUUUGGGCCUGAGUCGGUGCACGAGCCCCAACCCACGCCCACGGUGGAGACCCGCGGCACUGCUCGAGGCUUCCAGCCCCCAGAAGGUGGCUUUGGCUGGAUGGUGGUUUUUGCUGCCACCUGGUGCAACGGCUCAAUCUUUGGCAUCCAGAACUCCUUUGGGAUCCUCUACUCCAUGCUGCUGCAGGAAGAAAGAGAGAAAAAUCGCCAAGUGGAGUUCCAAGCAGCUUGGGUAGGAGCCCUCUCAAUGGGCAUGAUCUUCUUCUGUUCUCCAAUUGUGAGUAUAUUCACUGAUCGUUUGGGAUGCCGAAUUACAGCAACUGCAGGAGCUGCUGUUGCUUUCAUUGGACUACAUUCCAGCUCCUUCACCAGCUCCCUAAGUCUGCGUUACUUCACUUACGGGAUUCUCUUUGGCUGCGGCUGUUCCUUUGCCUUUCAGCCAUCACUUGUCAUCCUGGGCCACUACUUCCAACGCCGCCUGGGUCUGGCCAAUGGUGUGGUAUCUGCUGGGAGUAGCAUCUUCUCCAUAUCCUUCCCCCUCCUCAUCAAAACACUGGGGGCUAAAAUCAAGCUCGCCCAAACUUUCCAAGUGUUGAGCACCUUCAUGUUUAUUCUUAUGCUGCUUUCACUCACCUACCGACCUCUCCUGCCCAGCUCCCAGGACACCCCAAGCAAGAGAGGUGUACACACUCUAUGCCAACACUUUCUGAUUCAGCUCAGGAAAUACUUCAACAUGCGAGUGUUUCGCCAGCGUACCUACCGCAUCUGGGCCUUCGGGAUUGCUGCUGCUGCCCUUGGCUACUUCGUUCCUUAUGUACACCUGAUGAAGUAUGUGGAAGAGGAGUUCUUGGAAAUCAAGCAGACCUGGGUGCUUUUGGUGUGUAUUGGUGCUACUUCAGGCCUUGGACGCCUUGUGUCAGGCCGUGUCAGUGACUCUAUUCCUGGACUAAAGAAGAUCUACUUGCAGGUCAUCUCCUUCCUGCUUCUUGGUCUGAUGUCUAUGAUGAUUCCCCUGUGCCAGGGCUUUGGAGGCCUCAUCGUUGUUUGCCUAUUCCUGGGCCUUUGUGAUGGCUUCUUCAUCACCAUCAUGGCUCCCAUUGCAUUUGAGCUGGUGGGUCCAAUGCAGGCUUCACAAGCCAUUGGUUACCUCCUGGGCAUGAUGGCUCUACCUAUGAUUGCUGGACCCCCCAUUGCAGGUCUCCUUCGCAACUGUUUUGGAGACUACCAUAUCGCCUUCUACUUUGCCGGUGUGCCCCCUAUCAUAGGAGCUGUAAUUCUCUCUUUUGUCCCUCUGAUGCAUCAACGGAUGUUUAAGAAAGAUCAAAGAGAUUCCAGCAAAGAUAAGAUGUUGGCUUCAGAACCAGACCCCAACAGGGAGCUGUUACCAGGGUCCCCAACCCCUGAGGAACCAAUCUAAUCUGCCUCCUUUUUGUUUUUCUAUUUUUUGCUGUUGUUUGCUCCUCCCCAGACCUUUUCCUUUACCCUGACAUGCUCAGCAUUUACAUAUUUGCCACCACCACACUUGUACCUAAACCUAUGCACAUAGUGUUUUAGUCAACUGACUUCUUUUUGAGUCAAAGUUCCAAGUGUUCUAAAUGCAUUAUAUAAAUUCUCUUCCUGAAUGUCUGAAACAUGCCAAGGCCAUUCUUCCCCUAGGAUCUAGAAAAACUUGUAAUUAACCCCCCUCACCUUCUAACCUCCGGGGAGAAAAGGGAGGGACAUCCUGGCUCCAGCUUGUUAGCCAUCCCUCAAAACAAUUGCUAAUGGUGCUACUAUGUCCCUAGAAGCAGGGUGAGGAGACCUAAUCCUCUGCAUGCUGGGGAGUUCCUUAAGAUCAGUCCUUGGGAGUUAGAUGUUAAGGUCAAAACAGAGAUGUCAGAAAAGUAAAAUAAGAUAAUGAGCCUUGUUUAACCUUAGAGUCCCAGAGGGACUUGAUUUCCUAAGGGCUAUAGGUGCCAUCAAUUUACAAGUGUACAGGUUGGCUUCCCACCAAAUGGUUGGUUAACAGUCUGCUUCCUUUUCUUCUCCUUUUCCCUCUUUUGCAUCCUUUCAGUCUCUUCCUCCUGUUGCUAUUAAUUGACUGUCUUAUACACACGGGUGCUUGAAGAUAUGAGGGACAUAGAGAUUAAGCCAAUUAGCCUUAUCUUGGUCUGAUCCAUGCCUAAUACUAGUAUCAGUUCCACUCAUCUUGGGCAGAGCCACAAGUCACUUUUUGGCUCAAGUUUCUCUAAUCAUCAUGUAAAUAAGUAUAUCACCCUCAGUGUUUUUUUAAAAGUUCUAUUUGCUGGUUUUUAAAAAUUUCCUUGGACAGU